Molecule: messenger RNA, 2352 nt
Organism: Oenanthe melanoleuca
Lineage: Eukaryota; Metazoa; Chordata; Aves; Passeriformes; Muscicapidae
Gene: POU3F2
Product: POU class 3 homeobox 2
Exons: 1
Coding region: 94-1401 (435 amino acids)
Biological process (GO): regulation of transcription by RNA polymerase II; brain development
Cellular component (GO): nucleus
Molecular function (GO): RNA polymerase II cis-regulatory region sequence-specific DNA binding; DNA-binding transcription factor activity, RNA polymerase II-specific
Source: RefSeq, a predicted model, not a curated record
GGGGCGCGGGCGCCGCGCGGCGCCCGAGGCGAAAAAGUAGCUGUCAAAUGCGCGGCGCCUUUAACCGGCGCGAUCAGUGCGGCUCGGCGAGUCAUGGCGACCGCAGCCUCCAACCACUACAGCCUGCUCGCCUCCGGCUCCCCCAUGGUGCACGCCGAGCCGCCCGGCGGCAUGCAGCCCGGCGGCGGCUACCGCGACGCCGGCGCCCUGGUGCAGGCGGACUACGCGCUGCAGAGCAACGGGCACCCGCUGAGCCACGCUCACCAGUGGAUCGCGGCGCUGUCCCACGGCGGCCCCGGCGGUGGCGGCGGCGGCGGCGGCGGCGGGGGCGGCGGCGGCGGCGGCGGCGGCGAGGCGCCCUGGUCGGCGGGCGCGCUGGGCCAGCCCGACAUCAAGCCGGCGGUGGUGCAAGCGGGCGGGCGCGGCGACGAGCUGCCGCCGCCGCCGCAGCACCCGCCGCCGGGGCGGGCGCCGCACCUGGUGCACCACGGCGGCGGCGGCGGAGGGCACCACGCGGCGGCGGCGGCGGCGGCGGCGGCGGCGGCGUGGCGGGCGGGCGGCGCGGCGCACCUGCCGCCCGGCAUGGCCGCGGCCAACGGCGCGCAGGCGGGGCUGCUCUACUCGCAGCCGCCCGGCUUCACCGUCAACGGGAUGCUGGGCGCCGGGCAGCCCGGGCUGCACCACCACGGCCUGCGCGACGCCCACGAGGAGCCGCCGCCGGGGCCGCCGCACCACGGCCCCGAGCACCCGCCGCCGCCCCACGGCCCCCACCCCGGGGCGGCCGGGCCGGCGCCGUCCGCCGCCGCCGCCGCGCCCCCCGGGCCGCCGCCGCACCACGACCCGCACUCCGACGAGGACACGCCGACCUCGGACGACCUGGAGCAGUUCGCCAAGCAGUUCAAGCAGCGGCGCAUCAAACUGGGAUUUACCCAAGCGGACGUGGGGCUGGCGCUGGGCACCCUCUACGGCAACGUCUUCUCGCAGACCACCAUCUGCCGCUUCGAGGCCCUGCAGCUCAGCUUCAAGAACAUGUGCAAGCUGAAGCCUUUGUUGAACAAGUGGUUGGAGGAGGCGGACUCCUCCUCGGGCAGCCCCACCAGCAUAGACAAGAUCGCGGCGCAGGGCCGCAAGCGGAAAAAGCGCACCUCCAUCGAGGUGAGCGUCAAGGGCGCGCUGGAGAGCCACUUCCUCAAGUGCCCCAAGCCCUCCGCCCAGGAGAUCACCUCGCUCGCGGACAGCCUACAGCUGGAGAAGGAGGUGGUGAGAGUGUGGUUUUGUAACAGGAGACAGAAAGAGAAGCGCAUGACUCCCCCGGGAGGGACGCUGCCGGGCGCCGAGGACGUGUACGGGGCCAGCAGGGACACGCCGCCGCACCACGGGGUGCAGACCCCCGUGCAGUGAACUCGCGGCGGGGGCGCCCGGCCCCUCCUCCUCCUCUCCUCCUCCUCCUCCUCCUCCUCUCCUUCCCCCAACUUUUGAUUGUCCUCCUUUUUUUUUCUUUUUUUUUUUUUUCUUUUCUUUUUUUUUUUUUUUGUAUUUUUUUUAUUUUAUUUUCUCCUAUCUUUAAAAAAAAAGACAAAAAAUCAAAAAAAGAAACAAGCGCGGAAAAAGAAAAGAAAACAAAAAGCGAGCGAGCGAGAGGGCGAGCGCGAAUCGCAGCGGACAGACAGAUAGACAGACAAAGCACCUGCACCACACUGUCCCUUAGACGGUAGGAGGUGUGAUGCUCUAUUUUGACCUUUCCAGGCGAGUGCCCGUGCACGGGAAUGGAGUGGGUACUGCGCACGGGCAGGCAGGCGGGCACCGGCAGGGCAGCGGCAGGCAGCGGCAGGGCAGCGGCAGGCACCGGCAGGGCAGGCGCAGGGCGAAGCGGUUCGCACAAAACUCCCUCACUCGCUGGCCAAAACAUACGGCGCUGCCCUGCCGGGGAGGGGGCGGAGGAGAAGGGGGGGCACGGCCACCUCGGGUCCCCUCCGCAGCCCCCUCCCGCCACACAAAGGCAGAUUGCAUUGUGGAAUGUCGCUCGGUGUUGGCACAUGCUGCUGUGUUUAUUUUCUGUGGAUCCCCUGUAAGAAUAUAUGUUUAAAAAAAAAAAAAAAAGGAAGAGAACUGAAAAGCUAUCCCUUUUGAUGUAGACAGUAUUUAACCGUACCAAUUUGCACUGCAAGAAAAUCGAAGUUUACAUAAACAAUUAUUUUUUCUUUUACCCCUUUCCUUUUCGACCUUAAUUUUGCAAAUGACUUGCAUUUUCCACAGUGAGCGUUAGUCAACCAGUGACCGGUCUACAAUAUGUGUUUUAGCCUUUGCUUUAUGUGUAUAUGUGAACUUUUGUUAUAAACAAGUAUUCUUCAA